AUGAGUAGCAAAAUCGAUGGGCUGUCUGAGAUUUUCAAUAAUCUCUGUCAGUUGAAUACAAAGUUUGUAAAUCAUAAAUCCUCUAGAAAUGGCGACAAACGAAGUACUUGUGAACUGGGGACGCAAACUGAUCUGUACUCGGAGCAGAGUGUUGCUCAAGACCCACCUGUCGCACAGACUGCAGAUAUCAACUUGUCUACUGAAAUAGAAGACCUCAAGUUAGACUUUCUAAUGAGGCCCCAUUAGGGGGGGUAUGGGUAUUCCGUAUCCCUGUUAUUUUUCGUUCAAAUAUCCCGUAUUCCUAUAAUUAUUCAGUAUUGUAUCCCUAUAAUGCCAAAAUUAAAGAGUACAUAGGACAUGGACAAUAUAUAUAUCCCGUAUCCCUCUAAUAUCCCGUAUCCCUUUAGUAUCCCGUUUCCCUCUAAUUUUUCCCUUAAAUAUCCUGUAUCCCGAUAACCCCUAAUGGGGCCUCUCUAAUUAUUGAAUCAAAUUAUCGAAAACUGCGAGAGAUUUGGAGGCUAAAAGGCAAGCGAUGGAACAACUUCGGGGCGAGCUAGCGACCGUAGGGGAGAAUAUCAGAUGCUCCUAAGGGUGUCGUGUACUGCCUAAUGAUAAUACUAAAGAAAAGUUAAAUUAUUCAACCCAGUUAAGCUUUCAAACACCAAUAAUCGUUUAUUCUAAUCAUGAUAACUCUAAUGCAAUUCAACCACGCGUUACUCACUCACCAACAAAUUGUGUCGAAAAAAUCCAAAUUAUUCAACCCAGCCAAGCGCACAAACAUCAACAAUGUCUGAAGCUAAUUAUGGUAACCUAACCCAGAGAAGUUUCCAAUCACCAACAAUUGACCGCAAUGCAAAAAAUACCUGCGAAAUAGGAAACCAAUUCCAAAACAUUUUCCAAAAUCAAACCCUGAAACAAUGCAUGGUUCACCAAGCACCUAAAUCUAACAAAGAAUACAUUAAUACCAUAGCAGAAACUGAACCCUGUGCACCGCGGAGUACCAAGAUUACUGAAUGGUAGGCAAUCUGCCCCUCGUUGAAACAGUACAAUCAAAGUUUAGCACUGAAGCCGUCCUUUUUUGCGGCAACGCUACCGCAGGAAGAGUCGAGGCAGUUCGGUAAAACAGAAUCACCGGUAAUACAUCAAUAAUCGUCGAAAGCAAGAUUGGCACAAUCACUUGAACCUUGUACGCCAUAUUAUGACCUAAAAACUGCAAGUCAUGGAUAUGACGAGUAUAUGACUUAGAGCACUAACAUAAUAUCACUCACGUCAAUUUUUCAUACUGACUCAUUGAAUAUUCAAAUCUGUCAAAUACUCGACUCUGAAUCCCAACCUCGCUGGAAUUGCAUUAAACAUCGUCCAACUACAGGGUUUAUUUUAAGAAAAAUUUAGAACUGCACAUAUAGAAUGUUACGAAGGCAACGGGAGUUUGACUGGGAGGGGCCGGGCGGGGGUCGAAUGAUUUUUUAUCUGCAUAUAGGUGACAGAAUAAUGGUGUGGUUGGGUGGGAGAAUUGGUGAAAGGCCAGACAAACUCGAUUUUGGUUGCGGGAGCUAGGGGGUGUUCCCCCAAAUAAUUUGAAUCUAGAGGCUCUUAAGUUCUGGGAAAGAUUUGUUUUACCCAAACCACUCACAAAAACUGUUUCAAAGCAUGUAACUGGGAAUUAUUGAUAUUCAAUAUAUAACAACCCUAAAUUUGCAUCUGAGACAGCAAAGAAUAUUAGGUUGUCCCGCUCUAAUCUCUUUUAGGGUGCUUCGCUCGCCCCAAUUUUACCUUCUUUUCCAUUACUCCAGCACGUAUUAAAGUGAUUUGUGAGGAAAAUAGGAGGGUCUGGAGUCCUCCCACAAAAACGUUUAUGUUUUUGAUACUCGCAUUUCUGGAAUUUUAAUUAAGGCUAUUGUUGUUAGUUUAGUGAGUGCACAUUUGUGUUUUAAGAACUGCACAAAUGGGUUUAGAACUGCACUUUUUGUGUACAACUGCACGUUAAAAUAAAGCCUGUCCAACGACUGGCUCGUUAAUCACGAUUCCAACCACCCGUCUAUCCUAUGACUUCCCAACAUCCUUCCUAAGCAACACCCGUUCCAUGACCAAUAAACUGGAUGAGAUCAGUGUAACUAUUACUAAUAAUAAAUGUGAUAUUGCAAUCAUCACAAAAUCAUGGCUUUCGUCAAAUAUUACGAAUGAUCUCAUUAAGAUCCCCGGGUUUUCAUGCAUUCGCAAAGACGGAUGUGACGACCAACGUGGUGGAGGAUUAUGCACCUAUUGGAAAAUUCUUAACACCAGAGAAUCUAACCCGAAAAAAUAGUACGAUAAUAUCAAGUCCAUGUCUGGUUUAUCCAAAUCCGAACCUUUUUCGAGAAUCUUCCAUGAUGGUGAGUUCAAAAGAGGUCCUGAGCUUGCUGAACUAAUUGCCGAAUCUUUCUGUGUUGUUUCAGACAGAUUGGCCCGACUCUGCUUCAACAAGCUUCACAUUACACCAGUUCCUGAUGAGUACAUAAUAUCAACCGAACAAGUCGAAACCGAAUUGGAAAAGAUCAGUCCUCAGAAACCAAUUGGCCCCGACGGCAUUCCGAACUGGGUACUGAAAUCAGCCGCACCGCUGCUUUCUGGUCCGAUACGUUUCAUCUUUAAUGCCAGCAUUGCACAAGGUCGCAUCCCGACAUUCUGGAAAUCAGCAGACGUUAUCCCAGUAUCAAAAAUAUCUAAUCCCAAAUCAGUUGAUAGCGACCUAAGACCUAUUUCUCUCUCACCGGUGCUGAGUAAAUUAUUGGAAGGCUUCGUUUUUCGUUGGCUUUUUAAUUAUAUCAAACCAUCAAUAGGCCCGCUCCAGUUUGGAAAUAUGACACAUUGCUCCACCACACACGCUCUUAUCCACAUGAUCCAUAACUGGCUGGCCGAAUUAGAAAACACUGGUUCGACUAUCAGAUGUUGUAUGAUUGACUUUUCGAAAGCCUUUGACCGCAUCGAUCAUAAUAUUUUACUUCAUAAAUUACAACAACUUAACAUCCCUCCUAUGUUGUUGAACUGGUGCUCUGAGUUCCUGCACGACCGAUAUCUACGUGUCAAACUUGGCCAGAAUAAAUCAUCAUGGCGACAAAUAAAUGCAUGGGUUCCACAAGGUACAAAACUUGGACCCCUCUCCUUUCUUGUGACGAUAAACGACUUGCUAAUUAACAUUCCAUUGUACAAAUAUGUCGAUAACUGUUCCACUUAUGAAAUCGUUUCAAGAUCGUUCCCCAAUUCAUCGCUCCAAACUAAUAUAAACACUAUAAAUGACUGAACCAAUCACAACAACACGAGGCUUAAUGUAUCUAAAACCAAAGAAAUGCGUAUAUCCUUCCUUAGAGUUCCCAUGGAAUUCGAUGCCCUCUCUUCAUCUGGUUUAAACAGAGAAAUCGUCCAGACCUUCAAACUUCUGGGAGUGAUAAUAUCAUCGGAACUUACCUGGAAUGCGCACGUUGAUUACAUCUGCACCAAGCAAGUAAACGUCUUUAUGACGUUUUACGAUCUGGUGCGCCAGCCAAUGAUUUAAUAACGGUCUUUUGUGCAUAUAUUUGUCCAGUUUUGGAAUACGCCUCACCUGCAUGGCAUUUAUCUCUCCCUCAAUUCCUCGCUGACCAAAUCGAGAGUAUACAAAAACGUGCAUUGAAGAUCGCUUUCCCGCAGUCCUCUUUUGCUGCUUCAAAAUGUUGGCCUUCUUACACUUUACCAGCGAAGAGAGAAUCACUGCUUGUCAUUUUAUAAGAACAUCCAUCAACACUCAGACGACAAGUUGAGAACACUACUUCCCAGUGCUAUAUCUCACAAAUUCAGUCUAACAAACAAACGCACUCAUCUUAUGUACAAGUGCAAAACUGAACGAUAUAAGAACAGUUUUAUCCCAAAGUGUGUUAGAAACUAGGACCGAAAAUAGGCAUAACAUAAUAUUUUAUAGUACAUAUCCAUAUAGUUUAUAAUAUAGUAGUUUUAACCGAACUUUUUGCAAUUUUUAAAAGCUUUAACAUUAUCUUUGUACGUAAUAUCAUGUUUUUUAAAUUUUUAUGAAUUUACAAUGUGGUAAUUAUUAAAGAUCAAUCAAUCAAUCAAACACUCCGACAGCGCUGAAUGACGGACAACAACAAUCUCUUGAUAAUUAAUUUCUCCCCUAGAGCCAAGUGAAUCUAAAAUAGUUCUUUAAAGACGGUGCCAUUUCACCUGGCGAUUUUUGUUGAGGAGAAGCACGUGCUUGAGUAUAUCAGACAUCUUGAGGAACUGCAAGUUGUAUCUAUGAUAAGAGAGAAUUCCGGAUUGUACUCCCUCGACUGUACUCCCAUGACUUCAUCAGAAAUCGAUCGUGUGUGACACAACUUCUGUCUGUUUUCCACGCUAUCGGCAAGAGCUUGGACAAGAACAUCGAAACAAACAUUCUAUAUUUGGACUUCGCCAAAGCAUUCGACUCCGUUGACCAUGACAUUCUUCUUGCCAAAUUAAAAUCAUAUGGGGUAAGUGGAAACUUGUUAAAUUGGUUCACCGACUACCUGCACGGCCGUGUUGAAAGAGUCGCUGUAGAUGGUGUAACAUCCGAUUGGGCGACUGUAACGUCUGGCGUUCCUCAAGGAAGUUUACUUGAUCCUCUACUUUUCGUUAUCUUUAUCAACGAUUUCCCUUAUGUUGUGUCUGAUGCGUCACAGACAGCACUGUAUGCUGGUGAUUCGAAACUUUACAAGAGCAUAUCCUGUCUUGGUAGCUGUGAAAGCUUGCAACAAUCCCUGAAUCAUCUGAGUAUUUGGAGCCAUAACAACAACAUUAGUUUUAACGCAUCGAAGUGCAAG
Paramuricea clavata is the source of this 4811-nucleotide messenger RNA. The record is from the annotation of a GenBank genome assembly. Lineage: Eukaryota; Metazoa; Cnidaria; Anthozoa; Malacalcyonacea; Plexauridae.